AUCCUUUGAUCGUCUUUCGACAUGCCUAAGCAGAUUCAGGACAUCAAGCAAUUCCUCGAAAUUGCCCGCAGAAAGGACGCCACCUGUAAGCAUUUCUUUUUUUCGUUUUCCGUGACAACUGUUUCGCGAAUACCCGUGAUUUUUGUUUUGAUUGACACUUUGCAUUUCUCUUGUCUCAAUUUAGCUGCUCGCAUCAAGAAGAACUCGGAUUCCGUCAAGUUCAAGGUCAGAUGCUCUCGCUACUUGUACACCCUUGUUGUCAAGGACAAGCAGAAGGCUAACAAGCUUAGACAAUCUCUCCCCCCUGCUCUCGUUGUGGAUGAGAUCAAGAACUAAACGCCAUUUUUGUAUGCUUAAUAAAAGGUGCAUAUCAUGUUGUUUUCAAGU
Radiomyces spectabilis is the source of this 387-nucleotide messenger RNA. Its product is annotated as ribosomal L38e protein family-domain-containing protein. Gene Ontology annotation, cellular component: cytosolic large ribosomal subunit; ribosome. NCBI's taxonomy places the organism in Eukaryota, Fungi, Mucoromycota, Mucoromycetes, Mucorales, Radiomycetaceae. The record is from RefSeq and is a predicted model, not a curated record. Gene Ontology annotation, biological process: protein-RNA complex assembly; translation. The transcript is spliced from 3 exons. Bases 22 to 336 code for a protein of 104 amino acids. Gene Ontology annotation, molecular function: structural constituent of ribosome.